Molecule: messenger RNA, 1655 nt
Organism: Panonychus citri (citrus red mite)
Lineage: Eukaryota; Metazoa; Arthropoda; Arachnida; Trombidiformes; Tetranychidae
Product: tRNA pseudouridine(38/39) synthase-like
Biological process (GO): tRNA pseudouridine synthesis; mRNA pseudouridine synthesis
Cellular component (GO): cytoplasm; nucleus
Molecular function (GO): RNA binding; pseudouridine synthase activity
Source: RefSeq, a predicted model, not a curated record
AUAAUUUGUUUCUUCAAUUAAACUCUGGUGCCUUUAGAGUCUCACAAUUUAAAUGAAUUCUCAACUGUUUCUAAUCUCUUGUUUUUCUUUGUUGUUGUGAUUUUUUUUCCUCUAAUUUUGUAAACAAUUAGAUUGAUUACUUAUGAUUAGUAAAUUAUGUCAUCUUUAAAAGAUUUAACAAUUGAUGUAGAUAUUGAAAGUCUAUCUAAACAGGAAUUAAUUUCUCGUGUUAGAAAACUCGAAGCAAACGUCCGACAAUUAAGAGGUAUUAUUAAAAAGCGACACUUGAUUCCAAGCCAUGGUUCCAAUGUAAAAAAUUGUGACAAUCAAGAUGAAGAUAAAUCACCAGUUACCAAGAUACGAAAGUGUCGACAAUUUGAUUUUAACCGUUACCAUAAACGUCACAUUGUUUUGAAAUUUCUUUACCUUGGAUGGGAUUACCAAGGAUUCGUGGUGCAAGAGGAUACAAAUCAAACGAUUGAAGAUCAUUUAUUUGCGGCAUUAAUUAAAACCCGAUUAAUUGAAGAUCGAACCAAUUCAAAUUACCAUAGAUGUGGACGAACUGAUAAAGGUGUCUCAGCAUUUAGUCAAGUUAUUUCAAUUGAUGUUCGAAGUAAAUUAAACGAUGGACUUGGUCUAAUUAAAAAUGCUAACGUUCAAUGUCCAGAAAUGGGCCAAAGUCAAUCAACAAUCAACGAUGAAGAGGAGAUUGAUUAUUGUGGCAUUUUGAAUAAAGUUUUACCCAAUGAGAUACGAUGUAUAUCAUGGGCACCGGUACGACCAGAAUUUAGUGCUCGAUUUGAUUGUAAGGGAAGAUGUUAUUAUUACUAUUUUCCAGCCUCGAAUUUGGAUAUUGGUAAAAUGACCGAAGCCGCUCAAUACCUUGUGGGUACUCACGAUUUUACCAAUUUCUGUAAAAAAGACACAAGUAGAAAGGAGAUCAACAAUAUAAGGACCAUCCAAAGUGUUAGAAUAUUUCCCGCUUCUGAUCAAUCAAAUAAUCUAUCAGGUUAUUCAAUUUAUAUCGUUGAAAUUGCCGCUAGUGGUUUCCUUUGGCAUCAGAUACGCUUUGUUAUGUCCAUUUUAUUUUUGAUCGGCGAGGGUCGGGAAGAGGUCACUUUGGUACAAAAAUUACUUGACGUUAAGACUAUAACCAGUAAACCUCAAUACAUGUUAACCUCGGAUUUUCCGUUAAUUUUGUUUAAAACUUUUUGGAAUCCUGAUGAUAUUGGAAAUUGGAAUUUCUCUGAAACAACAAUCAAAGAAUUGAUUAAACAUUUACAAUCAUUAUGGACUCGAGAAUCAGUUAAAUGUUCAAUGAUUCGUUCAAUUAUUGACCAAUUAACUUAUGACCAUCUAAAACAAAACAAUCAAAUUAACUUUCAACAUAAUGUGUUAAUCAAUGAGCUGGCUACUAAAUCAUAUAAAAAUAUCUUGGAACGACCUCGAUGUGGAAAUGUAGAGGAAAAUAUUAAAUUCUCAGAUAUAAUUACUAACUAAUUAUAAUUGAUCACAUUGACCAUAAUCACGUUAAGUUUAUAAUGAAUACCCUUUUUAUAAAUUUUCAAUAAUUUCAUGCAGAUUAAAAUUGACUAAAAUACAAACUUUCAAUUUUUUUGGACGAUUUGUUAAAAUUUUUCUUACCACAAGCGAUG